Messenger RNA from Salvelinus namaycush (lake trout), 1188 nucleotides. Its product is annotated as thioredoxin-related transmembrane protein 2-B-like. Bases 1 to 915 code for a protein of 304 amino acids. Gene Ontology annotation, cellular component: membrane-bounded organelle. Lineage: Eukaryota; Metazoa; Chordata; Actinopteri; Salmoniformes; Salmonidae. Gene Ontology annotation, molecular function: disulfide oxidoreductase activity. Gene Ontology annotation, biological process: brain development. The transcript is spliced from 8 exons. The record is from RefSeq and is a predicted model, not a curated record.
AUGGGGUUGAUCACCGGAGUUGUUGCUUUCUUUUACCACUUACCUCAAAUAUACAAAUGGCUCUUCAAGCCUUAUUACAUAUUGUCUACAUUGAUGUCCACUGCAUUCCUCAUACUUAGGAAGUGUCCGGGACUUUGCGAAAACCUGAACACUGAACGGGAGGACCGGAACCCAUGCGACUUUGACUGGAGAGAAGUGGAGAUUCUUAUGUUUCUCGGUGCGAUUGUCAUGAUGAAGAACAGGAGAGCCAUCACCAUAGAGCAGCAUGCAGGGAACCUGUUUAUGUUCAGUAAGGUGGCCAACGUCAUCCUCUUCUUCAGGCUGGACAUCAGACUGGGCAUCCUCUACUUCCUACUAUGUAUUGCAUUCGUCAUGACCUGCAAACCACCACUCUACAUGGGCCCAGAGUACAUCAAGUACUUCAGUGAAAAGACCAUAGACGAGGAGUUGAAUCAUGAUACUCGUGUGACGUGGAUCGUUGAGUUCUAUGCUAACUGGGCUCCUGAGUGUCAGUCCUUCGCCCCCGUCUUUGCUGACCUCUCCCUCAAGUAUAACUGUACUGGACUGCGGUUUGGGAAGAUAGAUGCUGGCCGGUACGGAGAGGUGGCUCAGAAGUACAAAGUUAGCACCUCCCCUCUGGCCAAGCAGCUCCCUUCAUUGGUGCUUUUCCAGUCAGGGCGGGAGGUCAUGAGACGUCCAAUGGUGGACAAUAAGUUUCGAGCUGUGUCCUGGACUUUCAGCGAGGAAAACAUCAUACGUGAAUUCAACCUGAACGAGCUCUUCGAGGCUUCGAAGAAGAUAAAGAAGGGUCGUGGUGUGAAAGGAGAGGACCAGAACCCCUCACUACCAGACGAGGGCAGCGAAGAGCGUCAACCUGAACCAGACACCCCAGCAGAGAGCAAGAAAGACCAGUAGUGACGAAGGGACAACAGGGACUGGAUUGUUCUACUGCACACCGUUCACUGCUCGUCACACAAUCGCUGUCAGUUAUCACUGGUUGUAUUACCAGAUGACCAGGAUUCAAGUUAAUUCACGAGCUUGGGCUUGUGGAAAAGCUGCUGCACGCAAACCAAAAGGGACAGAAUGAGCUACACUACAUGACCAAAAGUAUGUGGACACCCGCUCAUUGAAAAAUCUCAUUCCAAAGUUAUGCGCAUUAAAAUUGGAGUGUGUCCCCCUUUGCUGCUA